Passer domesticus (house sparrow) is the source of this 1497-nucleotide messenger RNA. RefSeq names its product serine/threonine-protein kinase pim-1-like. The record is from RefSeq and is a predicted model, not a curated record. The transcript is spliced from 7 exons. Gene Ontology annotation, molecular function: protein serine/threonine kinase activity; ATP binding. The coding region runs from base 1 to 1497 and encodes 498 amino acids. Lineage: Eukaryota; Metazoa; Chordata; Aves; Passeriformes; Passeridae. Gene Ontology annotation, biological process: protein autophosphorylation. Gene Ontology annotation, cellular component: cytoplasm.
AUGGCACACCAGGAGACACCCGCCAUCCAUGCAAGAAGCUCCGGCUGUCAGAGAACGUCCAUCCUGCCAGGAGCCUCGGCUAUCUCUGACAGCCGCCAUCCCUCAGAGAGGCUCAGUGAGACCUGUCAGCCUGCAGAAGCCGCAGAGCCCGGGCACAGGUCUCCCGGCUCCCUUGGACCCACGGACACGACGGGCGCAACCCUGAGCCAUGACGUGGCCAGGGAAAGCCCGCGAGUCCAAGUGGGAGCCCAGCCCGAGGCAGGGGAGCCAUCUCAGGAGCAGGUGGCGGAGCAGCCAGUGUCCUGCAGCUGGCACUUACCAGUCCACAGCUCCCGGGACGCUGUGCCGGCUGUGCCAGCGGGCAACAGCCCGUGCCUGGUGGAGGAGAUGGUCCUGGAGACACCGGGAGACCUCCACGUCCAGGAAGCUGCUCCCAGACUGCCACCAACCAGCAGCAAGUCUCUAGUAGAAGCUGCUCCUGGGACGCCCCUGUGGCCCAGCUCGGGCUGCAGCCCCGGCCGUGCAGCGGAGCAGGGUCCAGCGCAGGAGGCCGGGGACAGCGAGGGUGCCGCCGUGCCCCGCUGCAGCGGGGCUCCUGCAGCCGCCUGUGCGCGCUGCCCUGGCCCCGCUGUGCCGCUCGCCAGCCCGACGGCUGCAAGGCGGUGGCCGCUGCCCGGCGCGCAGCAGGAAGCAGGGCAAAAGAAGGAGCUGCAGGAGCUCUACCAGCUGGGCCCGCAGCUGGGCAGCGGUGGCUUCGGCACCGUUUUCUCGGGGACCCGCCUCUCGGACGGCAGCCCGGUGGCCAUCAAGCGCGUGGCCCGGGAGAGCGUCCUGCAGUGGGUUGAGUGGCCCGAAGGCACCCGUGUUCCCAUGGAGAUUGUGCUGAUGGAGAAGGUGGGCUCUGGCUGCCACAGCAUCAUCCAGCUCCUGGACUGGUUCGAGCUGCCUGACAGCUUCGUGCUGGUGCUGGAGCGCCCGGAGCGGUCUCAGGAUCUCCUGCAGUUGCUGGCGCAGCAGGAGUUCCUGAGCGAGGAGGCGGCGCGCUGGCUUUUCUGGCAGGUGCUGGAGGCCGUGUGGCACUGCACCGCCUGCGGCGUCCUGCACCGGGACAUCAAGCCGGAGAACCUCCUCGUGGACCCGGAGAGUGGCGACCUGAAGCUCAUCGACUUCGGUUGCGGCACCUUCCUCCAGGAGCAGGCCUACACGCAAUUUGCCGGAACACACACGUACAGCCCGCCCGAGUGGAUCUGCCUGGGCUGCUACCACGGCCAUGCGGCCACCAUCUGGUCCCUGGGUGUGCUGCUCUACGAAAUGGUCUGCGGCUACCUGCCCUUCCAGGACGACCACGACAUCGUGCAGGGCCAGCUCUUCUUCGGGCAGCAGAUCUCUCCAGAGUGCCGCCAUCUGAUCCGCUGGUGUUUGGCCAAGCACCCCGCGGACCGGCCGGCGCUGCAGGAGAUCUUGCGCCACCCUUGGCUCUGCGGCGGGGACCUUUGA